Molecule: messenger RNA, 3219 nt
Organism: Portunus trituberculatus (swimming crab)
Lineage: Eukaryota; Metazoa; Arthropoda; Malacostraca; Decapoda; Portunidae
Exons: 5
Coding region: 489-2087 (532 amino acids)
Biological process (GO): protein insertion into membrane; protein targeting to membrane
Molecular function (GO): olfactory receptor binding
Source: RefSeq, a predicted model, not a curated record
GAGAGAGAGAGAGAGAGAGAGAGAGAGAGAGAGAGAGAGAGAGGUUAUGUUGAGAUUGAGGAGGUGAGGGGGUAAGGGAACAAGGAGGCAGUGGGGUUGGAUGGAAAGGCGGACAUGGAGGGGGAUGAGGCGUUGAGAAAGGCGUAUGUUCAUUGACACGUCACUAUUUCUGGCCUAUGAUGUUUACCUAUUACAAUUCCUAGAGUUGACAUGUUGCCUUAGCUAAAAGUAAGGGUAUGAGGGCUGCUAUCGGUACUUUGUCAGUGCCCCUGAUGAAAACAUUGUUGGUUUGCAGAACUUAACUGUUAAGAAAUUACAUGUAGCCUAUAUGAACUUCCUGGUUUGCUAAAAUACCACUUUUAUGAUUAACAAAAAUUAUGUGCUGCAAAGAUUAGAAAAUGGAAUGAAAAGAAAGUGUUUUGUUCUUAUUAUCAUUAUUUUUGUAUCUGCGCGGGAAACUGGCCCACGUCUUUAAACUCGGAGGCACAAUGGCGUCCAGCACCUGUGAGACGAACACCAAGAAUUUCAACCACUGUGGCCCCACCAUGCUUCCUGACGCCAUGAAGCUUCUCCCAGAAGCAGCAGGGCCAGGUCAUCCAUCAGUAGACAUGAUGCACCACGCUGAUGCCGCACAUGCAGUUUAUGCUAAUGGCCAUGGGAGUGGCAGCUUUGUGGGUCACACCUCUAAGCCUGGCCCUGGAGACAUGCCCUAUGGCUCGGAUGGUCCCUGCUUCGUGUAUGGCAUGUGUCCAAUGCCAGUUCCAACAGAGGGCUGGGAGAGGAUGGUUGGGGAGGCUGGAGGGAAGGAGAUUGCAGAAAGGAAGAUAGAGGAGGGAAUACAGCUUACUGAUUACAUGUACCAAUAUCACGUGCCUGGCUACCUUCCUUACUCUCACCUGUACACAGCUUCUCCACAGCACAUGUUCCCUCCUGAUGCUGCCACUGCUCCUCCUGCCAGUCCAAUGAUCCUACUCACUCCUGCCACCUCCUCCCCGUCCUCCACUAAAUCAAUCCCAAAUUCUCUCACUUCUCUGAAGAAUGAGGGUGAAGAAGUGCUCGAGGGCAGCGGCACAAAAAGUUACGAGGAAAUGAAUGGUCGCUCUCCACCUGUUGCUGCUGGUACUGGUGCUCCUCAGCCACCACUUCAUGCAAUUCCCCAACCAGUGCCUUUUGGUGGUGCAUACCCAUACCCCUUCCUGGAUGACAAGGCAGGGGUGAUCGGAGGGGACAGUUACUGGUACUCGCUUGCUAAUGGACAUAUUGCGGCUGAUCCCUCCACACCCAUGAAAACCCCUCUCUACUAUUCCUGCAUGCAUCAAGAGCCUGCUGCCUUCAUGCCCACCACACCUUCCUACAUCCCUGACACCUCUGUGAUCCCCCCCACACCACCUCCAUCCAUUUCCUCCAUCCCACAGUCUGCCAUCCCUUUCUCUCCCCCCACCCAAAGCUUGGUCUUGAAGAAGAGCGUGUUCAAAUCGGAUGACAUUCUCUUCUACAACCACUACCAACACCUCAACCUCCCCAUGGAUAUGUUUGGAAAGCCACAUCUUCUCACCUCUACCAAGAGUGAAGGGAAGCUGUGUGUGGAGGACUUGUGGGUGAAACACAUGCGCAUCCUGUUCAAACACCUGCCAGACAAAUGGGUAUUGUCGCCACUGCAGCCAAACCGCAAGAUUAGCUCCAAGUGGUUUGCUUUCCGUGACGUGGCUAAGGUCCGCUUCUACUGCAAGGGAUGCAACGAUGGAUGGACCAGCAUGUACGGCGUAGUUGUCUUCCACUACCGUUGGAACAAGAAGAUGCUGCAGGGCCAGAUCAUGUACAGGGUGGCCGGGCAGAAGUGCAGUGGUUCCUGCUCUUCAGAGUGGUUUGAGAUGCCACUGUGGUAUCCAGAGGAGGCACAGAAGGUCAUCACCAAUCUGUACUACAAGAUUGCCUCCCAGUACUACAACCUGGUCACACCGCAAUACAUUCGAACGAGGCGUUAUGGCCGGCCAGCAGCUCACCACAACCGUAACCUGUGUGAGGGCUGCAUCAGUGGCCUGUGCAAGAUGGACCCUGUGGCCUCCAAAGUAUCUGUGUGUGAGUGAUGACUUCUGUUCCUGCUGGAGGUGUUUAUGGGUGGCACUCUGCAUGAAAAGGAGCUGUAGUGUAUUUUUAUAUUGUCUUGUUUCAUUUUGUCGUCAUCUUUCCAGUUUCAGAUGCACAGGGAGUGUAUGUAUGGUUUCUUUCCAUUGAUCGGUUCCAGUUGUGUUGAUGGUGUAUGCAUGUUUGUGGUGGUUCCCUGGGUUGGUUAUAGAUGACAGCUGUGCAAGUAUGCUUGGCUUUUAUUUUUCACUGACUUGUAUAGCUGUGCAUACUAUUAUUAUCAUCAUCGUCAUUCUCAUGCAUGUCACUCAUUUUGUACUGUCGUUGUGGAGUUCCGACGGUUUGGUAGGUUUAAAUUAGUAUAAGAAUUAAGUCAUGCAAUUAUCUCACCUUGUAAAUUAAUAUAUGCACCUGUAACUUUUGUAGUGAAUUAUUUGAAUGUGUGUGUGUGUGUGUGUGUGUGUGUCAGAUGCCAGUGCAGUUUAGGCAGCAGGUAUGGCAGACAUGCACAGGAAUGGGAUGCAGGGACAGGUGUACAUUUAUUUCCUAUGUGUUAGGACAACACAGAUCUUUGGUGUGUGUGUGUGUGUGUGUGUGUGUGUGUGUGUGUGUGUGUGUGUGUGUGUGUGUGUGUGUGUGUGUCUUUUGUUGCUUUCUAUUUUGUUCCACACUUCGGUAAGAUGUGAAAUUUUUUUAUGAAAUGUAUGGAAUUUGUGAUGUUAAUUAUACAUAAAAGUUAGGUACAUAAGAUAUUAAUUGGCUUGUAGAUGUGUUAACUUUUUAAGUCAUUCAUUGAAAUUUAAAUUUUGAGUUUUGAAUGUUUUAAGGCUAGAUGUUUUGAUUUACAUUAUUGAAGUUGUGUGUGUUAUACAGUAUGUAUUUUCAGAUGGCAGUUUUAAGCUAGCAAUUUUCACAUAGAAUUUCUAAGUACUUUAUUUACUUCAUGGAAAAUGUUUUUAAGAAUUUUAGAUUUUUAUUUUCAAUAUUUUACUCUUAAGCUCAUUAGAUUUUUAUUUUCAAUAUUUUACUCUUAAGCUCAUUUGUAUUGAUAAUUUGCAUGAGGGCCGUAUUGAUGUUGUGCAUGUAUGUGCCUAAGCUUGGGCUGACUGGUUCAAUAAACCCAUCGUCUGUACA